AUGGCUUCACGGACUUCACGGACAUCACGUCGCCAAAGCAGAGAAAUUAAUCCACCAGAAGAUGCUAUUGCGGGGGCGAGUGUUGGUGUGGAUAUAUCACGUCCGUGGUCACUUCCCCCAGUGGUUACAAAUUUUUCAGAGUCGGAACACUGGCAUUUAUAUUG
Acaulospora morrowiae is the source of this 164-nucleotide messenger RNA. NCBI's taxonomy places the organism in Eukaryota, Fungi, Glomeromycota, Glomeromycetes, Diversisporales, Acaulosporaceae. The record is from the annotation of a GenBank genome assembly.